Messenger RNA from Klebsormidium nitens, 2068 nucleotides. The record is from the annotation of a GenBank genome assembly. Lineage: Eukaryota; Viridiplantae; Streptophyta; Klebsormidiophyceae; Klebsormidiales; Klebsormidiaceae.
CCGGGCCUCAGGCUGGGCUUGAAGGUGAGGUUGCAAGCGGUUCAACUUCAAGGGUGUUCAAACUUCAAGGAGCAGCAUGAGGAAGGAUCUUCAGAUUGCGGCGCCUAGCUUAGCUUAAGCUGUUGCUAGUCCUGCCAUGGACUCCCCUUAUGCACGGUAUCACAAGCACGGCGCGGAGGGUGUGGUAUCCGGCGUAGCCAGGGUCGGCGACGCGAGCGAGGCGGAUCCCCCAAUCAUCCCCAGGAAAGUCCACCGGAAGGAGCUGCUGAUCAAUAACUUUCUCGCCAAGAGCCUGAGCUGCUCGCUUUGUUCAGACAUCAUAACAGACGCUCAGAGCUCGGGGUGUGGGGAGGGUCACAGUUUCUGUGCUGCGUGUCUCGCCGGACGUUUCGGACAGUUGGACACUGCUCAGUGUCCAACGUGCAGCAAGGAGAUCCAGAAGGAUAGGGUCAGCGUGAACGUCCAGCUGCAAACCCUGGUCAACGAUCUCGGCGUCAACUGCCCUUCCAAUCUGAGCUACAACUGUGUCAGCUCAGAGUAUGAAGCGGUCCCCGGGGGGUGUGGCUGGAAAGAGCGAUUUGAGGACUUACCAGCGCACUUGGCAGAAUGCACGCACCAGACUGUCCUCUGCUCAGGGUCAGCAAACGGGUGCCCGGUUUCUGUUUGGAGGUGGGGCCUCCCGGCCCACAUGAAGAGCUGCACGUUCAGCUGCGAGUGCGAGUGCGGGGCGUCGGUCGCGGUACGCGAGUUGGAGAUGCAUAAGCUAUUGUCGUGCACCAGGACGGAGGUGCGGUGUCCGCACGAGAAGCUCGGUUGCGGCGCGAAGCUGCGGCGGCCAGAGAUGGCGGCGCACCUCAAGGCGUGCGACUUCCAGCGGAUGCGGCCCGCGUUCCUCGCACUCGAAGCGAAGCACGCGGCGGAGGUCGCAAAGCUGAAAAGAGAGUACGAGGUGACUGUGGCAGGGGAGAGGGCGUACUUCGAGCGAGAAAUGCAGAGGCUACGGGCGCAGCUGCUCUUGGCGAGCCAGGCGGAAGAUCAGCGGGGGCAACCGAAACUGAAGCCGUCAAAGGGGGCGAUCGCAAUGAAGGCCAAGGCGCUGGGGCUCUCGACAGCCGAGGAGUUGCAGGCGCAAGCGCAGUUUGCGCAGCAGAUGAAGGGGAAGGGCAAGGGGAAGCGGAAGCGGGAUCCAGGGGACGGAACGGUUGUUGUUUUAGAUGGGAGUGGCCCAAGUUGGGGCCCAAGUGCACAGGCAAACGGAGGGGGGGGGGCGGCGCCUAUCGCGCCAAAACCCGUGGAUGUGUCGCAGUUUUUGCAGUUGCCGCAAAAUAGUCUAUUUCAGUUUGACCAGAUCCAGGGCGGUAAGGAACCAAGCUCAGCACCCCAGCAAAGCCAGAACGAGAACCCCUCCACUACCCUCCAGGUUCCGGCCCCCUCCGAACCCUCCCUUUCGGCCCAAGCUUCGACAACGCCAGCAGUCUCCCAACCAGUUCCACAUCCGCCACCGUCUGUCCCAACCGAUUCCCAAAGCCAGCCCCCAAUCCUCCAAAAUGGGACUCCAGCUGCGAUCUCCAGCAGUUGGCCCCCGCCUGGAGUCACCAUUCACACGAUACAGCCAGCCCCCCCCACAGUGCCCCCUAAGGAAAAAGCCCGCGCCAAAGCCAGAGCGGAUCCUCCGGCCUCCCUCGAGCGCCCCGUGUUCAAACUCCCAGCAUCCCAGAAACCGGGGUACAAAAAGUGCCCAUGGACUGAAAGCUGCACGAAAAUCCUGCCGCAAAAUGCGAGCCACUGCCCCUCGUGCGGGAAGAGGGGGCCAAAACCGGUGGCGCCGCUCCCCCCGCUUUUGGAGCAAAAGUGCGGGGGCUGUGGAACAAUGAAUCCUCGCAGCUUCGUCACGUGCAUACAGUGCAAUGCGUAUCUUCCGCGGGAGUAUAGCAGCAACAAGUGCUCGAAAUGCGGACGGGGGAACAACGGGAAUGCACGGACUUGCGGGGCGUGCGGGGCGGAGCUGCGGGCAAAGCGGGUGGCGCAGUACAGUGGAAAUACGUGUCCAAAGUGUCGGACCCAGUGA